Messenger RNA from Helicoverpa zea (corn earworm), 3145 nucleotides. RefSeq names its product extracellular serine/threonine protein CG31145. Gene Ontology annotation, molecular function: protein serine/threonine kinase activity. Gene Ontology annotation, biological process: protein phosphorylation. Bases 424 to 1947 code for a protein of 507 amino acids. The transcript has 12 exons. NCBI's taxonomy places the organism in Eukaryota, Metazoa, Arthropoda, Insecta, Lepidoptera, Noctuidae. The record is from RefSeq and is a predicted model, not a curated record. Gene Ontology annotation, cellular component: Golgi apparatus.
CAGUGAAGCUACACGGACCGCGCGCCUUUCCUCUCGCGUGCCGCGUAAACGUUUACGUUAACUUAGAAAAACUUUUAAAAAAUCGUAACCAGUUUAUUAUCGCAGACUGUACCGUGGAAGUGUUGUAUUAAAAUAUAUAAAGGAACUCUACGUAUACACAGCUGUUAUCUCUCAGCUUAAUUCGAUAAUUCACUCAGCUGUCAUUUGUUUUGAUUAGGAAACGCCAACGUGCGUUGCCGGCCGGUCAUCCAUAUCAGAAAUUUGGGGUCAGCUCUACAUUUUUUCUGUAGCGUAAGCGGGUGGGCGCGCGCACGGUGGCGGCGGCGGCGGCGCGGCGCGAGCGCGCGCGAGUGUAAGCGGUCGCCGACGCCCGAGGAUCAUGCGCGCAGUCCCAUCGCGCCGCGCAGCCAGACCGCGCGCAUUAUGCUCAACAUGAAGCUCAAGGAGCGCUUGGCGCUCGCCAUCAGCGCCUUCCUCGUACUCUUCACGCUAAUGCUCGUCGUAGACCUACAAAUGGACUAUGGCAUCUCCGGCCACAGAGUACCCCUCCACGCGCGCGUGCGUCUAGGAGACGCAGAAGAUAAAGGCCGGUCAGCGUACAUAGAGUUUCGGAAGCGGUUCCUACAGAAAAGCAAUGGCAGCAACGGGUCUCGAGAAUACGAGCAGUCGGCUCCGAGUGAGACGAGCGGAGGAGGGACAGACGCUGAACCCCGCACCCCCGCACCUCCAUCCGACAGAUAUGAGGACCUGCAGAGGAUUAUAUUCGCGCAGAUCCAGGGCAAGGCUGAGGACCAUACGGUCAUUAUACCCCCACAUCGGGAUCUCAACAUCCUGAGGCCAGAGAACCCGACUAUUGGGGAGAUGGAAGACUUAGAACCAAGCAUAAACGCUUCUAAUUUGGAAAGGUUCCAACUGAAGAUAGCUCAACACGAAUUGUAUGAGGAUGGGGAGCCGCUAAUUGACGAGCUGCUCAAAGACAUGGCCACUUCACCCAUCCUACAUGUAGAGCAAAAGGAGGGCGGGACGCAGUUGAAACUUAUCAUCGACUAUCCUAAUGGCGUCCAAGCUCUCUUCAAGCCGAUGAGAUUUGCACGUGAUGUGCAGACUUUACCAAAUCAUUUUUAUUUUUCCGACUAUGAGAGGCACAAUGCUGAAAUUGCCGCUUUUCAUCUAGACAGGAUACUCGGUUUCCGUCGCGCGAUGCCGGUCGUGGGCCGAGUCCUCAAUAUGACUACAGAGAUCUACGAUGUGACUGAAGGUGACAUCCUCAAGACGUUCUUCGUCUCCCCUGCGAAUAACUUCUGCUUCCACGGAAAGUGUUCGUACUAUUGUGACACCGGACACGCUAUUUGUGGCAACCCUGACAUGCUCGAAGGGAGUUUCGCCGCGUUCUUACCAUCCUCUGACAUCGCUGAACGAAAGGUUUGGCGGCAUCCUUGGAGAAGAUCCUACCAUAAGCGAAGAAAAGCGCAGUGGGAACUCCAAUCUGAUUAUUGUGAUACGGUUCGCACAACCCCUCCCUAUGACUCCGGGCGUCGAAUGCUCGACCUCAUGGACAUGUCGAUCUUCGAUUUCCUCUCCGGGAAUAUGGACAGGCAUCAUUAUGAAACAUUCAAAAUGUUCGGGAACGAGACGUUCACGCUGCAUCUAGAUCAAGGGCGUGCGUUCGGCAAGGCGUUCCACGACGAACUGAGCAUUUUGGCACCGCUGCUGCAGUGCUGCCUCGUGAGGCAUACUACCCUCGCUUCGUUACUAAAAUACCACAACGGAGUUCCUUUAUCAAAAGUUCUCCGUGAAUCCUUGAAGAAGGAUCCGGUGAACCCCAUACUUUGGGAGCCGCACCUCGCCGCUCUCGACCGGCGCAUCGUCAUCAUACUCGAUGCGAUUAGGAAGUGCAUCGACAAAAUCGACACGCCCCUACAGAAUGAGGUGAACGAUUUCGUAUGACCGGUCACGCUACCUAUUAAAUGCUACGGGACUCAUAGAAACGGUCUCAUGAGUUGAAGUGUCAAUGUGAUAUAUGAUUGUACGGACUACAAAAGGGAUGGUGCAAUCUGUGAAAAUGACUUGCUAGUCGAACUCUCUCAUAAUCCGUGACUUAAGACAAACUUAGAUGUAAGAACAGUUGUAAUCAAUGCAAACGUAUCGUUAUCAUCCUGGUCUUUGGUUGUCUACAAGACUUUUAUUAGACGUAAGAUUUUAGUGCCAAAGAUUGUCCAAAUGAAUUUUUGAGAUAUGCAGAAUAUAUUUUAGAACCAUUCCACUGGAUUUUGAUAAGCCAUUGUAUGCCAAAUAUAUAAAAGAAUUUUAAAUUCAUUUUGCUUACCAUUAUAUCGGCGGUGAACGGUUUCGUUGUUUAAAAUUUAACAGUAUUGAAUAAUUAGUGUACGUAGGUAAUAUAUUUUAUUUGUUCUUUCUGUAUAUUUUGGAUAAUAUUAUAAUGAGUGUUUCUGAGCUCAGACGAGAUAUAUGUAAAAGGGUGUGCAAUGUUACUGUACAUAAUAUUAGUGAAAUGCAGUUUAUAUUUUAUAAGUUUAGUUGUAAUAUCAUCUGCUACUUUACUACUUUUGUUGUGAACUCCGUUACCAUAGCUGAAGGCUCAAGAAGAGACAUAUCAUAAAUAAGCUCCGUGUGAUAAGCACAGACGUCGUCUGAUUGUAUUUGUUAAGUUUUUUAUUUGAGGCUAUAUAUCAAUGCAAACGUACAUGCUUUUCUACUUUGUACUAAUAAGUUUCCUACUAACAUAUUUCUCGUAGCUGAUCUCAUGUUUCAUAAUUUCACUGAAUGGUCAUCAUUUCGUUUAAUUAUAAACUCUACGUACUAUUUCAGUGGCGAAAAUAUGAAAUCCUACGUAGCUUUUACUGGCGAGUUGCUUUUACUUUGCUUAGAUAGUGUAUUAGUUAAUUUGAACCCGAUAGUUACGAUAAUACUGGCAGUUAAGAUGAGACCUAUAUUUAUUUUAAUAGUGGUUUUAGCGUAAUUUAGUAUAUAAUAUGGGGUGUGACUGUUACAUACGGGGGUUACAAGGAGUCGACUUGCCAAAGACGUACCUAAAAAUUUAUGUAAAAACGUGUUGUAUAGCAAAUUGUGAUGCUUGAAUGUUUCUGUUGAUUGUUUAUAAAUUAAAAGGUUACAUGAUUCGAAA